AUGGAUAGCAACCUGGAUAACACCUUGAUGAAAAAACACCUUGAAAAUCAAUCACUUUACAAACCGUGUAAUGAUUUAACGAAGAAAGCUGAGGAAGAGAUCAAUGAAGUGUGGGAGUAUGUCGCAAAGAAGAAUUUUGUUAACGAAAGAUCCAUCACAAGAUUAAAAACGACACACAGUGUGUGCCCCGUUAUCUAUUUGCUAACCAAAACGCAUAAAUUUCAUAACAACGAGCCAAGUUCCAACCCUGAUAACAUCAAAGUGAGACCUAUAAUUUCUGGCUGUGCUGGUCCUGCGGAUAAAAUCUCCUGGCUGAUACAAGUGAUAUGCAAUCCCCUCCUACAAUUUGUAAAAGCACAUCUUCGAAGCACUGAACAUCUGUUGAACAAACUGCGUAACUUAAAGAGUGGUGAGUUGAAGAACAAGAUCCUAUUUAGUUUAGACGUGGUUUCAUUAUACCCCAGUGUAAACAACGACGCAGCCAUUGAUACCUUGCGCCUAUAUCUUGAAAAAGAAAAGAAAAACAUCCAACUAUAUCAAUUCUCUAUAUCAGACAUCAUUCUACUGACAAAAGCUAUCUUCGAAAAGAACUGCUUCUCUUGGAAAAGAUCGUUCUAUCAACAACGUCGAGGUCUGGCAAUGGGAAAUCGAUUGGCACCAAUUCUCGCUAUACUUUACAUGGACAGAAUAGAAAAUCAAGCAAUCUAUUCCGAUCAAGCUAUUUCCAUCUAUUACCGAUAUAUCGACGAUUGUAUUACACCCGCUGACAAUCCAAACGAAGCCGUAAAGAUUCAAAAUCAGCUGAAUGGGCAAGAUCCAUCAAUUCAAUUUGAAAUCGAGUUACCUGGCGAAGACGGAUUCCUUCCUUUCCUCAAUACAAAAAUCAAAGUGAAUACAUCUGGAACAAUCGAGACGGGGUGGCAUACAAAAUCAGCAAACAAAGGAUUGAUGUUGAACGCAAAAUCUCAUCAUCCAGAACACAUCAAGCGAGCUGCCAUUGGUAACACGAUCAAAACCUACACUUCGAUAUGUUCAAACGAUACAUUAUUACAAGAAGCUGAACGGAAAUUUGAAAGAAGAGCGAGACGAAACGGUUAUGACAGCAAGUAUGUCAACAAAGUGAAAGCGACAAAAAGCAAGAAACGAGCAUCAAAAACCGAAGCGCCAAGUACAUUUACAAUACCAUUUAUCUCAAGCCAAUUCACCAACGACAUCAGAAGAGCAGUCCAGCGUUCAGACCUCAAUGUCCGAAUAGUUGAACGAUCUCAAAGCUCAUUGAAGAACCUUCUGGCAGAGUCGCGACAACACAUGCACAAAUCCCUCGAAAUGCUCAGUGUGCAGUAG
Molecule: messenger RNA, 1344 nt
Organism: Dendronephthya gigantea
Lineage: Eukaryota; Metazoa; Cnidaria; Anthozoa; Malacalcyonacea; Nephtheidae
Exons: 1
Coding region: 1-1344 (447 amino acids)
Source: RefSeq, a predicted model, not a curated record